This is a messenger RNA of Prunus mume (Japanese apricot), 1822 nucleotides long. The record is from RefSeq and is a predicted model, not a curated record. Lineage: Eukaryota; Viridiplantae; Streptophyta; Magnoliopsida; Rosales; Rosaceae.
UCUGUAUAAAGGCAUCCAGGGGCUUGGUCAUAUCUAGUUCAAUACAGAGUCGAGCAAAUUUACCUCUGUUCUGGCUUGUGGUGAGAGCAUCAAUUUUCAGUAAUUUACCCAGUAAAUUACCAAUUCUCUUGAGAGCCGAGACAUCAAAGCAUUCCAACUGGAUAGCGGAUACUCUGAUCCAGGCUGCCAUUCGGGUGAUGCGUACUGUAGCAGGGCAUGGCUCAAAGGUAUCGAUCAGUCAGAGAAGAGGCGAAGUGUGCAAACCAAAACCCAGAAGUAGGAAUGCUAAGGAGGGAUUAGUGUCCAUAAAUCAGUUCUAUAAAAACCAAUACCAUAUCGUCUGCCACAUCUAUUCAUAACCUACUCAAAUUUUGAAAAAAAGAAGAACGAUGGUGGUGAAAAUCAAAGGCUGCUAUGUUCUGAAACCCUCUACACCAACAUUGCAAGGUAGCCUAGCUCUCUCAGAAUCGGAUCAAGUUGGCACCGUAAGUCAUGUUAGCAUUAUCUACUUCUACAGACCAGACCAAAAUUUUGUCUCACAACCUGACGCCACUGUCAACACUCUCAAAGACUCAUUAUGCCGCGCAUUGGUGCCAUUCUAUCCACUAGCCGGUCGUUUGCAUUGGAUUGGUGGAGGCCGUCUCGAGCUCGAUUGCAAUGGCAUGGGGGUUCAGUUCAUUGAAGCAGAGUCCGAUUCAAAACUCGAUGACCUUGGUGACUUCUCUCCUUCUCCAGAAUAUGACUAUAUUAUCCCCACUGUAGACUACACCCUCCCAAUUCAUGAACUUCCUAUAUUGCUGGUACAGUUGACUAGGUUCAGGUGUGGUGGUCUUAGUCUUGGCUUGACUAUUUCACAUGCUGUUGUUGAUGGGCAAAGUACAUUUCAUUUCAUUUCUGAGUGGGCUAGGCUUGCAAAGGGUGAGCCAAUUGGUGUAAUGCCGUUUCUGGAUCGAAAGGCCUUUCAAGCUCGAACACUCCCAGCUGGAAAUACUCUAGGGCUUGACCACUCAGAGUUAGACCGUCUACCCCUUUUGCUCGGCCAAUCGGAUAAUAUCGAGGAGAGGAAGAAGAAGACCACUGUGGCCAUGUUGAAGCUAACCAAGCAACAAGUUGAGAAACUUAAGCGAAUGGCAAACGAGGGGAAUGAUUACAAUAAUUCUGGCACUAAGCGGGGUUACACAAGGUAUGAGACUGUGGCAGGGCACAUAUGGAGAUGUGCGUCUAAGGCUAGAGUUCACAGAAAUGAACAACCUACGGCAAUGGGAGUUUGCGUUGAUUUGAGGAGUCGUAUGCUACCCCCAUUACCCCAAGGAUACUUUGGAAAUGCCACAUUUUAUGGGGUUGCUAGAAGUCUUGCUGGUGACUUGGUGUCCAAGCCAUUAGGGUACGCGUCGAGUAGAAUAAGGGAGGCAAUCGAGAAGGUGUCGAAUGAUUAUGUGCUGUCCGCCAUUGAUCACUUCAGGAACCAACCGGACUUGACUAGGUUUCAAGACCUUCAUGCUUUAGGGAUUGCCGAAGGGAAUUUUUAUGGAAACCCUAAUCUUGAGGUUGUGAGUUGGUCGACACUGCCUAUAUAUGGGCUUGACUUUGGAUGGGGAAAGGAAAUUUAUAUGGGUUCAGGAACAUAUGAUUUUGAUGGGGAAUCCUUCCUCCUUCCAAGUCCUGAUGGAGAUGGUUCUAUGGUUCUGACUUUGUGUUUACAAGUGGCCCAUAUGGAUGCUUUCAAGAAGCACUUCUAUGAAGAUAUUAUACUGCAUAAGUUAUAUAGCAAGCUAUAAGCUGAGAAAUACAGAGCAGAUAUAUGGAAAAUAUAUAUAUAAUA